AAUAGAAAUCCAAAAAGCAACCACAUUAUUCCCACUCUCUCACCAUCAGAGCAAAGCACAAAACAAAAACAAAAGAAAGGAAGGCCAAGCUAGAAAAAAAACAAGAGAAAAGAAAUGUUGAGAAGGCUUCACUUGCACUCCACUCACAAAACAAUCCCAGCUCUGAGACUCACUGCACUCUUCUUUCUCUUCCUUUCUCUCAGUAACUAUGGCAACUUUGUCAAAGCUUAUGUUUUCAUCUAUGCAGGCUGCUCUCAAGAAAAGUAUGAUCCCAACUCUCCAUUUGAAGGAAACCACAACUCGAUUCUGUCUUCAGUUUUUAGCUCAUCUUCUGAAGCUUCUUAUCAUAGUUUUGCCAUUGGAAAUGGAAGCUCAACACCCCCCGAAGGAAUUUGCUAUGGCUUGUACCAGUGCAGGGGUGAUUUGAGGACUAUUGAUUGUUCAAGAUGCAUUGAAAGUGCUAUUAACCAGAUAAGUUUGGUUUGUCCAUACUCUUAUGGUGCUGCUUUGCAACUUGAAGGUUGCUAUGUAAGAUAUGAGCAUGUUGAUUUCUUGGGAAGGCUUGAUACGAGCCUGAGAUACAAGAAGUGCAGUAGAAGUGUAAACAAUGAUGUUGAGUUCUUUAAGCGUAGAGAUGAUGUUCUUGCUGACUUGCCAACAGCUAUGGGAUUUAAAGUUAGUAGUUCAGGCUCAGUAGAAGGUUAUGCACAGUGUUUAGGGGAUUUGAACUCAAGUGAUUGUUCUGCUUGCCUCGUGGCUGCUGUUGCGCAGUUGAAGAAUCUAUGUGGAUCAGCUGCUGCAGCUGAUGUGUACCUGGGUCAGUGCUAUGCUCGUUACUGGGCAUCUGGUUACUAUGAUCGCUCUUCAGAUUCCUCCAGCGAGGAUGAUGUGGGGAAAACAGUAGCCAUUAUUGUUGGUGUGCUAGCAGGUCUAUCCAUCCUCAUCAUUUUCCUCUCAUUUUGCAGAAGAGCUAUGGAUUAAGAAGAGUAAAGCACAGACAUCUCGCAAAUUAUUGAAGGGUAGUCAUGUGGAAGCUAGGUCCCUAUAUCGUUUUGUUUUAAUAUUUCUGUGAGAGAUCCGUUUUUUACUUUUGUCCUUUCAAAUGUAAUGAAUUUUGACACAAAAAAAGUUGGUGUUAUCCUCUGGUAUAAAGUAACACUAACCUCAAUCAACUUUAAAAGA
Molecule: messenger RNA, 1182 nt
Organism: Populus nigra (black poplar)
Lineage: Eukaryota; Viridiplantae; Streptophyta; Magnoliopsida; Malpighiales; Salicaceae
Product: plasmodesmata-located protein 8-like
Exons: 3
Coding region: 115-981 (288 amino acids)
Cellular component (GO): plasmodesma
Source: RefSeq, a predicted model, not a curated record